GCCGAUUCGCGCGCGCGCUCACUGCGAUCCGAGAUCACCGGGGCUCAGGGCCCCCAUCUCUCACCAGGGCUCCGGACUCAUCUCAUCUUAACGCUGACAACGAAGAAGCUCUUCCGUCAUCCAGAAUGACGAUGUUCGCGGGGUAGCGACGUACAUCGACAAGCUGAGGUCUGCACCACCUAAGAAGAAUCGCUACCCUGAGUCACCGAGCUGCGAGUGAAGCUGACGGAGAUUCCAGCUAUAAUUCUCAUGAGAGAACUUAAACAACGAAGCCCCUGAAGUGAGGGCGGGAGAGGCAUCAGCGAGUGCCCGUAUGAAGCUGGCAGCUGCACGAACAAAGGAAAGCACGGAGAAGAGAAAGUGACAAGUGAAAACAAGCAAUCAACCUGUAGAAAGGGUGGAAAUUGCCAAGCGUCGACCAAGCGAGCAUCUAAAAGGACGAGCAGCAGCGGAUAAGCAACAAGAGCCAUCUUCCAUCGCCAGAGCGCUCCAAGCCGGUGAGCGCGCACAGCCGUGUCGUCCAGAGCCUGAGCCAACACAGCCUGAAGUAAGGGCGAGUGUCCGUGUGAAGUUGGCAGCGAUCAAGGAGAGAGCGACAGCAGCACGCCGACCCGGGCGUCAACGAGCGUCGUGCCGAAUCAACAAUCAUCCAGCAGUGGAGAAGCCUGGAGCUGCCACCAAGAGAGAGAGAGAGCGCCAUCGAAUGCGCCGUGUGUUUGAUGCACACACCGACCAACACCUAGUGAGAACAGACAAGACGUCCAGCAGCGACGACGGAAUCAUCGCGCACCACGUCGGCAAGCGUCGUGCCAACUCAAUCGAGCAGUGGAGAGAGGGAGCAGCACGGGCUCGCUGCGGCCACGCCCAAGCGAGAGGAGCUUCUCUGGCUGCUGGUUGUAUCUUCCUCCACCCCACAAGCUAACGACACAACUCCCGGCUCUAAGAAAAUUCUGACGCUUCCUCUGUCGCUUCCUCUGCAAAAUUGGUCUGAUGGAGCAAAGGCACUCGGCGCAGCUCGAUGCAAAAAGGCAACAAUGCGACCAGCGUGCAUACAGCACGGAUCAUUCUGGACAUUUGACACAGCACCAGAGAACUCACACAGGAGAGAAACCCUUCAAGUGCACUGUGUGUGGGAAGGCGUUUUCACAUUCAUCUCCUCUUAUAACACACCAGAGAACACACACAGGAGAGAAACCCUUCAAGUGCAGUGUGUGUGGGAAGGCGUUUGCACGUUCAUCUGCUCUUGUAGAACACCAGAGAACUCACACAGGAGAGAAACCCUUCAAGUGCACUGUGUGCGGGAAGGCAUUUUCAUGGCCAUCAGCUCUUCAGACUCACCAGAGAUCACACACAGGAGAGAAACCUUUCAAGUGCAGUUUGUGUGAGAAGGCAUUUUCAAGUUCAUUUUAUCUUAAAAUGCACCAGAGAACACACACAGGAGAGAAACCCUUCAAGUGUAGUGUGUGUGGGAGGGAAUUUUCAGUUUCAUUUUAUCUUAAAAUGCACCAGAGAACACACACAGGAGAGAAACCCUUCAGGUGCACUCUGUGCGGGAAGGCGUUUGCACAGUCAUCUACUCUUCAGACCCACCAGAGAACACACACGAGAGAGAAACCUUUCAAGUGCAGUGUGUGUGGGAAGGAAUUUUCAGGUUCAUCACAGCUUGAAAGACACCAGAGAACACACACAGGAGAGAAACCCUUCAAGUGCACUGCGUGUGAGAAGGCAUUUGAUUGGCCAUCAGUUCUUCAUAGACACCAGAGGACACACACGCAUCAGAAGAUCCCCAAGGAGUGUAGUCUGCAAUCGACUUGUGAAAGUCAAAGUGCUGCAAUGAGCCCAUCCCUCCUGAAAAAAGAACCAGAAGUAAAUUCCAGCUUGGACACUAUGAAAUGUAUCGAGGUGAAAUUUGAAGAGACGAAGGUGAAAUGUGAAGAAGUGAUGGUGACGAGCAAAGAAGUGAAGGUGAAAUGUGAAGAAGUGAUGGUGAAGAGUGAAGAAGUGACGAUAAAAUGUGAAAAUGAAGAUUCAACUCCAAAAUCAGACCUUCACAUCGAUGGAGGCAACGUGAAGCAGGAGGAGAAUUCUGACUGUGAAGCAGAGCGUGGCAACUCCCAGCAGUUUGUGGAAGUUGAGGUGUGGGUGGACUUCUUAGACAAUACAGUCAAAUAGAGUCCAGGUAGAUGUGUAAUCUUGAGACAAUUAAGUCCUUUUAAUGAAAAGAAUGUGAAGUUGAACACUCAAUUUCUAGGUUCAAACCUGCAAAGUAAGAGCGGCCAGUAUUUGCGGACCUGGGGGUUGGGUAGAUCUCUAUCCAGGAGUCACAGCCAAUAAGCUCCCAAGUAUUCACAAUGUUUUCAUAAUAAUAUUAGCAUUUAUCUGGUGCUUGCUUAAUUGCCUCAGCAACUCGGAGUUUUGUAUCACAUCUCAUCACAAACACUUGAACAGCAUGUUGUAUAUACAGGUAGUCCUCUACUUACGAUAGAGAUGCGUUAGGAUGACCUCAUCAUAAGUUAAAAAUAUUGUAAGUCGAAGAUGGCCUAGCCUACCCAGGAGUCUUAAAGAAUGGUGAUAAUUUAGCAAAAUAGAGCAAUUUACAGUACCGUACUGUAUAAACUAUAUACUGUACGUUUUUAUUAAUUACAAUACUAUGCUUGGUUCUUUCGGUAAAGUCACGUAG
Molecule: messenger RNA, 2680 nt
Organism: Lethenteron reissneri (Far Eastern brook lamprey)
Lineage: Eukaryota; Metazoa; Chordata; Hyperoartia; Petromyzontiformes; Petromyzontidae
Product: zinc finger protein 239-like
Biological process (GO): regulation of DNA-templated transcription
Molecular function (GO): RNA polymerase II cis-regulatory region sequence-specific DNA binding; DNA-binding transcription factor activity, RNA polymerase II-specific
Source: RefSeq, a predicted model, not a curated record